AAAUAUUUAUUACUAAAACAAUCAAACCCUAAAACUAAAACGGCAACAUAUCUCAUUUCUAGCUCGUCUUCUCCGUCGUCGUCGUCAUGUUCGCUUCUUCGAAGAAAGCCUCCAUUGAAGCGUUUCAAGAUUAAAAUACAAGUAAAAUUUGAGCUGAUAUAUUGUUGAAACAUGAGUUGCCUUCAAGCAAUUGCUUGCUUACCAUCUUUGAAUAAGAACAGUACACUUAAUCGUGGUUAUCGACUCCCCAAAGCAUCGUUAAGACUGACCCCCAAAGCAUCGUUAAGGCUGACGAAUGCUGUCUCGGUUCAUAAGCGAUUUGGGCCUGUUUGCUUAUUUGGUGACAAAAAGAAACCAGACAAUCCCAGCGAGGCAUCAUCAUCUCCUUGGAAGAAUAUAGAGAAUGCAAUGGGAAGGCUGAAGAAGGAACAAUCAAUAGAAGAUUUACUUAGGCAACAGAUCGAUAAACAAGAGUACUUUCCUGAUAAUGAUGGAAAUAAGGGUGGAAACAGUCCUGGUGGUGGUGGUGGUGGAGGUGGCGGCGGUGGAAGCUCUGGGGAGUCAGAGGAAGGUGGCAUUGCUGGGAUAGUGGAUGAAUUUGUGCAAGUGAUUUUGGCAACUCUGGGUUUUAUAUUUCUGUAUAUUUACAUAAUAGAAGCAGAGGACAUAACUCGGUUAUUCCAAGACAUGAUCAAAUUCAUCUUCAGUGGAAAGAAGAGUAUUAGACUCAAGCGCUUGUUCCUCGAAUGUGGUUCAUUUUAUCAGAACGUGACCCGUAAGGAGGAGGUGGUAGUAGUCGAAAAUUGGCUGGAAACCGCUAUUUUGCAGACGCCCACAAUGUAUGACAGCAUCGAGAAAUACGAGUACAUCCUUAAGUCCUAUAUGAAAUCAAAAUCUGAUGACUGAUUUUCAGAAAAUGGCAUAUUUCCUUUUGGAUUAUGUUCAUCUUAAUUAGAUAUUGUGUUAGUUGUUUCGAGAUCCGAAGCUUGUGGCGGUUAGAAUGGAAAACAUUAUUCAUCGCUAGAGAAACUCAAACAGUUCGAAUGUCUAGAGAUGUACUCAUAAUAGUGCAUUUGAUUUUCAACAAUGUCUCAUGCCCCCAUGUGGGAGAUUUAUCUGUUUUUUGUUGGAUCAUAUUGAACAAGAAGAGAAUAUUUGAUAA
Impatiens glandulifera is the source of this 1162-nucleotide messenger RNA. RefSeq lists its product as uncharacterized. The coding region runs from base 172 to 906 and encodes 244 amino acids. The record is from RefSeq and is a predicted model, not a curated record. Gene Ontology annotation, cellular component: chloroplast. Lineage: Eukaryota; Viridiplantae; Streptophyta; Magnoliopsida; Ericales; Balsaminaceae. The transcript is spliced from 4 exons.